UAUCGGUUCAAUGAAUGUUUUUGCAGCUCUAUUUUGGUAGCAUUUCGGGUAAAUAUGUGAUAAUAUAGUGAACGACGCACAACAAACGAGCGAAAAAUCAAGUUGAUAACGGAGAGGCCAGCGGCUGGAGGAGAGGUCGCCGAAGACCACGUCAACGUUCUGGCCAGGAGGAACCACAUCCAGUACCACAUCCAUUCACCACCCACGACGCUCAGAGAACUGAAGCACCUGGAGGAACGCCCACAAUGUAUUGCCUGCAAUGCCUGCUGCCCGUGCUGCUGAUACCGAAACCCACAAAUCCGGCGCUCAUGGAGACGCACGUGAUGUUCAUUGUGCUGUAUCUAGUCGGAUUCUUUCUGGAGAGGAAACCCUGCACAAUAUGUAGCCUGGUCUUCCUGACCGCCGUCUCGCUAAUCUGCUACAGCGGCAUUGGAAAUUGCAUCUUUUGGGGUAACUGUGAGGGUCACCAAUGCGAGAAUGGCUAGGCAAGGCCGGGAUGCCGCAUCAUCAUCCCAAAAAAAAAAAAAACAAAAACAAAAAUA
Messenger RNA from Drosophila serrata, 542 nucleotides. RefSeq names its product BLCAP apoptosis inducing factor bc10 (gene bc10). The record is from RefSeq and is a predicted model, not a curated record. Lineage: Eukaryota; Metazoa; Arthropoda; Insecta; Diptera; Drosophilidae.